Messenger RNA from Laccaria bicolor S238N-H82, 1305 nucleotides. RefSeq lists its product as uncharacterized. Lineage: Eukaryota; Fungi; Basidiomycota; Agaricomycetes; Agaricales; Hydnangiaceae. The transcript has 9 exons. Bases 1 to 1305 code for a protein of 434 amino acids. The record is from RefSeq and is a predicted model, not a curated record.
AUGGAAUUCACGAAGAUUCAGUGUGAAAAGUUCUACAAACAGCCAGUGCCUCCUUUUGGGCACGGAAUGCUAGAGUAUUUUGCUUUCGAUCCACAAUACCUCAACUUCAAUCAUGGUUCGUACGGCAGUACCCCCAAUCCAGUUCUACAAUUUAUUCAGGAAACAACCGCGCGCAUUGAGAGAAACCCGGAUCUAUUCCACCGCCUCACAUACCAAGAUGAUCUCAUCGCAGUGCGAGAGAAACUAGCAAACCUAAUUGGAGCGAAGAUGGACGAAGUUGUACUACUCAAUAAUGCCUCGAUGGGUGCGAAUACCGUGUUGAGGAACUUCGAAUGGGAGAAGGAUGAUGUUCUCAUUCCUUUCAGCACUACGUACGGCUCAGUUUUCAGUACAGUGGAAUCGAUAUCCGACGUCGGUCCACACCCGAAAACUGCGACUUUUGUGCUCAAAUUUCCAACCACCCACUCUGACAUUCUCACCUCCUUCCACGCACACCUCAAAGCGCACCCUGUGGGGAAGAAUAAUAAACGCGUCGCAAUCAUUGACUCUAUUGUAUCGGUUCCGGGGAUGUACCUUCCGUGGAAGGAGAUUGUGGCGAUUUGUAGAGAAGAAGGGGUUUGGAGCGUCGUUGACGCGGCACAUUCGAUCGGCCAGGAAGUAGGGAUCAAUCUUGAGGAGGCGCAGCCAGAUUUUUGGUUCUCUAACUGUCAUAAAUGGCUGUAUGCGAAACGCCCGUGUGCUGUUUUAUAUGUUCCGGAGAGGAAUCAACAUAUUAUUAAGACGUCUAUACCCACUUCGCAUGCUUACAAGUCUCCUGACGAGCGGACCAGCUCGACAUUUGUCGAUCAGUUCGAAUGGAACGGAACCAUCGAUUUCACAUCAUAUCUCAGCGUGGUUCCUGCCCUCGAAUUCCGUGCUUGGCUCGGCGGAGAAGAGAAGAUAAACGCAUAUUGUCAUGACCUAGCUAUAAAGGGUGGUAAACGGCUGGCUGAACUGUUCGGGACGCGGGUAAUGGAUUCAGAUGGGAAAUUCACGCUUAACAUGGCGAACGUCGAACUCCCCUUUCCCGGCUCCGUUAAAUGUAUCCACGCUGUCAACUCCAAAUUCACGAACAAAAUGCUAAGGGAACAGAAGAUGUAUUCAGUUCAUUAUUAUCAUAACGAGGCGUGGUGGACUCGGUGUUGUGUUCAGGUGUGGCAUGAGCUCGAAGACUUUGAUAAAAUCGGGAAGGCUUGGGUCGAGGUGUGUAAUGCGACGUUGAAAGAAAUUCAAGGAGGGGAAGUUGAAGGCGAUGUGGACUCAUAA